GGCCUAACGUGUAUUUAUCGCCAGUGAUCUAGAUCUAGAAUAAUUUCUAGAAAAAUUAUACAACAUACCGUACUUUGGAUUUCACAGAUACCGUAUCGAAACUCGACUGUGUCUUGAAAAGUCGAUUUCGAUAUGGAUUAGUUAGGUGUUUUUCAGAUGAUCUAAGGACGAUAAAUAGAUUAAACCAUGGCAAAAUAUUCAGACAACACACCUGAGAAUCCAUCUCCUGUCGAUGCAACCAUUCAACAACAGAUGAAGGAAGGUCGCUACCAGUUCACAGACGAGGAAAAGCGGGCUUUGCGAGAAUGUCGAUUUGAGAGUUUUUGGUACAGUUCCUUUCCUAUUGCUGCUGUGUCUGGACUGUCAACACACAUGCUUGUGCAGAGAGGAGUCCUGAACCCUAGCAAACGCUUUGGUUCCAUCCCAAAGGCGGUGUUUGCCACUAUGUGUGGCUACAUCUUUGGCAAGAUGCUCUAUGUUCAGAAGUGCCGUGAGAAGUUCCUGAAGCUUGAAAACUCCCCCUUUGCAGAGAUGAUGAGGAGGGGUAGAGGGGGCAUGCCACCUGCUGAGUUUGGCGGGAUGAGUAUACCUGGGUAUGGAACUGGAAGCAACCCACCUGUAGAGGAAGAACUUUCUGUCGAUGAUAACUUCCGACCAGACACACCUUGGAGUGGAGGACACGACCAGAGAUUGAACAUGGAUAUAGAUACCAGUCAAGUCAAGGGAAUAAACAGCUUCGAUUCUGACCUCGCUAAGCAUCACGAGGAUGAGAGGGCAGCUUCAAAGCGGGAAUUCACAGGAACCUACGACGAGCUCCGGAAGCACCACCGAGCGAAGAAUGCACAGCAGUACACCCAAGUUCUUCCAGGUCAUUACCAGCCUAGGUCCCCACCUGAUGUUACUCCCCAUCAAGAUCAACCAAGGCCAAAGUUGCCUGCACAGGAUGAAUUCAGUCUUGGUGCUCGAAACAGGAAUAAAAUGCUAAAUAAAUAUGGAGAUUCAUGGGAGAAAGAAUGAAAAUUUAUCCCUGCUGGUGGAGUAGAAGCUUAGAUAUAUCUAAAGAAAAAAUCAUAUAGAAAUGAGAAUGAAAACAAACUAGCAUUCAGUUUGAUUGUCUUUCCUUUGCCUUGCCAUAAUGAUUAAUUUGGGGGGGGGGGUGGUUUGGAAAGGAUAUCAUUUAAAAAAAUUAUCUUGUGAUUAAAAUAUGAGGUCUUGUCUCUCUUGUGACCAUGUGAUAUAUAACUUCUUUGAUCCAGUUAAAAUCUCUUCAACAAAUAUGACAUAAAUUUUCAAAUUUGUAUGUUUUAUUAAACUAGUAACGGUAAACUCCUUCCAUUUUAUCUAUUAGUGUAUCAUUAUCUUGGAUGUAUUGCUGUUGAUUUAUGAAAAUUGCAACCACUGGUUUCGUAUGCAAUUGUUAGCAAAAUCACUUUGUUUCCCGGUUUUUAACUCCUUUUGCAUACAUAUCAAGAGCUUAGAUAAUAUUUUGUUUUUUCAAUGAAAUAUUGCAUUUGUUUCCCAUAUGAGAGCCAUAUUGGCCUUUUCGCCUAUUUGUAUUCAUUACUUGGGCUUCAUUUUGUAUGAUUUAUAAAAUAAAUAUGUGAUGCAUAAUAGUACUUUGAAGUGACAAAACUGAGUUCAGAUUUUAUGAUUAAUUGAAUAAGAAUCACAUUGAAAAAAAGGAAAGUUAAAGUAAGUGAGUAAAAAAAAAUUUGAUCAUGACUUCAUUGACUUGUGACUGCAGUGUGUAUUUGAAAGGAGUAAAUGAUGGUUUGUGGCUAAUCAGGUACCAUACACAAGUGUAGUAUGCAGUAGAGAGGGGCCACAUCCUCCCCUCCCCCUUCCUUAAAAACUAGUUAAUGUACAUGUAUAUAUAAAAAGGGCGCUUUCAUUGGGUCCCUACGUCUUACCCUAUCUCGCCUGCUUGCAUGCAACAGAUACCAUCACAUCCUGACUUCCAUGAACACACUGCUGAGAUCCACAAGAUACAGUUCAAGUGUUACACAGAAAGUUGCAAGUCAUGUUCCCGGAUGCAUUAAAUUUGAUUUGAUAAUUCAGGAAAUUCGCUCCAACAACAAACUGAUCAGAAUUGAUCAUUAAUUCAUCACAAGACCCUCAACUUUUGCAGGUUCCAAAGGUCUCGCCACUCAGAAACUAGAAAGUCCAGAAGGCUAAUUCCUACCAAAUUUAAUUUUUAUUCCCUUUAGUUGGCAGUGCUCACUCAAGCAUGAAUAGUUUUCCAACUGUUUGGUGUCAUUUGAAAAUUGAGUGUAUUGGCUUUCCAAUGUAAGCCUUUCUCCAUAGUGAUAUAUUUUAUUUGGCAGACAUUUCAAAAGUGUAUAGUAUUUUGAGAUACCGUAGUUCGAUUUCUUGACAACGAUGAGGAUGAUAUUUGUUUCACAUUACAAUAUUACGUCACUCUAUAGUGCCUAGAAAAUUAUAACAGACCACCCAAUUUGUCCUUGUGAACAAUUAAAUCUAGUUUAUUUGUAUUUUAUCAAAUGAAAUAAUUUUCAUUCAAAUUUUGUCCUCCAAAGAUGAAAAAGAUAAUAAAUUGACUACUGGUUUAUAAUGUGUAAGAUAAUCAUUGCUCGAACUCAUUUUGAUACAAGGGAGACAUAUACACACAUGUAUGAAAAUAUGAAAUAUGAUUUCAUGUAGUAACAUAAGAAAAUUGAUAGUCAGGACAUGGCAUCCAACCUAUUGCAUAUUCAUGAGGGUGUUCUUAUAACUUUUUUUCACACAAUAUUGCUAAAAUGUAAUAUUCAAUAACUUCAGUUCUUCAGUAUAAAUCAGAUUUUGAAUUUUUAGCAUUUAGAUCUGUGAAUUUUACUCUAUUAAGAUAUAAAUUUCCAACCCGGAUGGUGUGCCCCUUUAAUCCUGUUUGUUAGAGUUCAUGAACAAAAUACCCCAUAACUGGCCACCAUGUUAGCCUAGGUGUAGCUUGCUUAGCAGUCGGGCUUGUACUUUCAUUAUCAUAAGUGAGAGCAAUGAUAUUUCCAAUUGUGAUUGCAAAUAAGUCAGAUUUUGAUGAGUUUUCAGUGUUUUGCUCUGUGAAUUUUACUCUAUUUAGAUUUAGAAAAUUCAACCCGGAUGGUAAGCCCCUUUAAUCCUUUUUUUCAUAGAGUUCAUGAGCAAAAGACCACAUAACUGGCUGCCUUGUUAGCCUAGGUGUAGCUUGCUUAGCAGUCUGGCUUGUAGAUUGCAUUAUCAUAAAUGAGAGCAAUGAUAUUUCCAAUUGUGAUUGCAAAAAAGUCA
Molecule: messenger RNA, 3258 nt
Organism: Lytechinus pictus (painted urchin)
Lineage: Eukaryota; Metazoa; Echinodermata; Echinoidea; Temnopleuroida; Toxopneustidae
Product: OCIA domain-containing protein 1-like
Exons: 2
Coding region: 187-1017 (276 amino acids)
Cellular component (GO): endosome
Source: RefSeq, a predicted model, not a curated record